Molecule: messenger RNA, 5763 nt
Organism: Egretta garzetta (little egret)
Lineage: Eukaryota; Metazoa; Chordata; Aves; Pelecaniformes; Ardeidae
Gene: AGPS
Product: alkylglycerone phosphate synthase
Exons: 23
Coding region: 638-2650 (670 amino acids)
Biological process (GO): lipid biosynthetic process
Molecular function (GO): alkylglycerone-phosphate synthase activity; FAD binding
Source: RefSeq, a predicted model, not a curated record
UUUUCUCACUUCUACCCUUCCGGUUAUCUCCCCCAUCCCACUGGGGGAAAGUGAGCACGUGGCUGUGUGGUGCUGUUAAGCCAUGGGGUUAAACUACGACAGUCUUUUUUGGUGCCAAUGUGGGGCUCAAAGGGUUUGAGGGCUUAUCAUCUCACCCUGCUGUGCCUGGGAGCAUUUUGAUAACAGCAAUGAUGAUGUGUCUGGGCUGGCCGAUGGCCAAGACAUCAGUGCUGUUCCUGUGCUGCUGUGCUGGACAGGCUGGAGAUCCAGCGUCAACCUGAGUUGAAGGGACUUGACCUGUGGAUAAGUCCAUGUGGGAGCAGAAGCAUCUGUGGCCACAGGUAAGUCCACAGCAGGUAUACCCCUGAAGGGACUGUGGGCCCAGGGAUAAGGCUGUGCUGCAGGAGGUACACCUCGAUGCGACUAUGGCUGUGUGUAAGUCCAGACCACAUCAGGUACACCCCUGAAGGAACUGUGGACCAUGAGUAAGUCCAUGCUGGCACAGAUCCACCCCUAAGGGACUGGAGUCUGUGGAUAAAUCCAGCUGGAGCAGAGGCAAGGGGAGGAGUACCUUGUGAUGACCAAAGGGACCAGGGGUGGAGAUUGUAAUGGAUAUACCUCUAAAUUGUUAUAACCUAUGAUUCGAGUUGCAUGUUAUAGGAAGUACUAUAGCAGGAACCACCACCAGUGGAGGACGAGCCUUACAAGAAGCAGUGCAAGUGCAGCAGUGAGCUGGCCUGAGCUGGCUUUGGUGCCCAACAACUCCAUGCAACACAACACCUCUCCUGUCCUGAGUGACCGCCAUAACAGGGAGAACCCAAGUCACAGACUGAUGAACUCAGUGGACCUUUCACAGACAUUUUAUGGACAUUUUACAGGGGAUGCCCAUACCGUGACGGAGGAGAAAGGACGAGCACUCUCACCAUUGGCUAGGCAAGAACUUCUGAAGUGGAAUGGAUGGGGAUAUAAUGACUCCAAAUUCAUCUUCAAUAAGAAGGGUCAAGCAGAAUUCACAGGAAAAAGGUACAGAUUAGGUGGUAUGGUAUUACCAACUUUUAAGGAAUGGAUAGAAAAAACCUUUGGAGCAAGUCUGGAGCACAAAACUACCUCUAGAGCAUCCUUAAAUGUUAAUGAUGUACCUCCAUCCAUUGUAAAUGAAGAAUUUCUUCAGGAUCUUAGAGCCACUAAAAUCUCAUAUUCGCAGGACGCAGAAGAUAGGGUAUUCAGAGCUCACGGUCACUGCCUACAUGAGAUAUUUGUACUCAGGGAAGGAAUGUUUAAGCGAAUUCCUGAUAUAGUUGUAUGGCCUGUUUGCCAUGAAGAUGUAGUUAAAAUUGUGGAAUUAGCCUGCAAACACAAUCUCUGCAUAAUACCAUUUGGCGGAGGGACAAGUGUCUCUAGUGCUCUUGAAUGUCCUGAAGAAGAAAAAAGAACAAUUAUCUCACUGGAUACAUCACAAAUGAACCGGAUUCUCUGGAUAGAUGAGAAAAACUUAACAGCUUGUGUGGAAGCUGGCAUUGUUGGACAAGAUCUGGAAAAACAGCUUGCUGAAAAUGGCUUCUGUACAGGCCAUGAACCAGACUCCAUGGAGUUCAGUUCACUAGGAGGAUGGGUAGCAACACGAGCAUCAGGCAUGAAAAAAAACAUCUAUGGAAACAUUGAAGAUCUGGUGAUUCAUAUAAAAAUGGUAACUCCUAGAGGAAUAGUAGAAAAAAACUGUCAAGUACCUCGCAUGUCAACAGGACCUGAUAUCCAUCACUUCAUUAUGGGAUCUGAAGGAACUCUUGGAGUGGUUACUGAAGUUACGAUAAAGAUUCGCCCAGUCCCUGAAUACCAGAAGUAUGGCUCUGUGGUCUUCCCCAACUUUGAACGAGGGGUGGCCUGCUUAAGGGAAGUGGCAAAGCAGAGAUGUGCUCCUGCAUCAAUCCGCCUUGUUGACAAUGCACAGUUUCAGUUUGGUCAUGCUCUUAAACCACAAGUUGCUUCCAUUUUUACAUCAUUUUUGGAUGGACUGAAAAAAUUCUACAUCACAAAGUUUAAAGGAUUUGAUCCCAACGUACUGUGUGUAGCUACCUUGCUCUUUGAGGGUGACAGAGAGAAGGUUCUUCAGCAUGAAAAGCAAGUCUAUGAUAUUGCCACCAAGUUUGGUGGCUUGGCAGCAGGAGAAGAUAAUGGACAGAGAGGAUACAUGCUGACAUUUGUUAUUGCUUACAUUCGGGACCUGGGCCUGGAUUACUAUGUAAUAGGAGAAUCGUUUGAGACAUCUGUUCCUUGGGAUAGGGUUUUGGACCUUUGUAGGAAUGUAAAGGAAAGGAUAGUAAGAGAAUGCAAAGAAAAGGGUGUUCAGUUUGCUCCUUUUUCCACCUGCAGGGUAACACAGACUUAUGAUGCAGGUGCAUGUGUCUACUUCUACUUUGCCUUUAACUACAGAGGAAUUAGUGAUCCUAUUCAUGUCUAUGAACAAAUUGAGAGGGCUGCUAGAGAAGAAAUACUUGCCAAUGGAGGAAGUCUGUCACAUCAUCAUGGAGUAGGCAAAUUGCGGAAGCGCUGGAUGAAGGAGAGCAUCUCUGAUGUUGGCCUGGGAAUGCUGAGAUCUGUUAAAGAAUAUGUGGACCCCAAUAACAUCUUUGGAAACAAAAAUCUUUUAUAAAGCCCUGCACAACAUGAUAAGCAGCUGCUCAACCCAGCCUCUUGCUAAAGGAAAGCUGCUAGGAGACAGAUGAGAGAACACCAAGGAGUACUUCACUGUGCUGAAGGAUUAAGUAUGUAACAGACUUGUAACCAGCAAGUACUUCAAGUACAAGUGUAGGCUUUGAUCAAAAGAGACAAUGUAAGUUAAACUACUUCCAAAAACUCAGUAGUCUCCCACCAUAAUACUAUUGGAAAGUCUUACACACUCAAACUGUUCUGAGUUGUAUUUGCAUUGCUGGGAUAAUCUUAAAUUAAUUGUAGGUCAGUCACUAUAAGUUUUGUACAAUGGACAUUUCUCACUGUAUGUUGAAAACAGGUUUGUAACAAAACUCUGCCUUCAUCUGUAUUUCAGUCCUAGUGUAUAUGGUUUUUGCUCCUGUUUUGUUUGUUUUGCAGAGAUGCAAAAUAUCUUUUUCGGUUAAAAAAAAAAAAUGUUUUGGCUAUUCAAAUGAAACUGCCCAGCACUGUCUUUUGAAACAGUCUCAACAGUUUAUUACAACACCUAAGUGGACAACAUACCAUCAUCCUGAAAGUAAGAUUUCCCAUCUUAGUUUUGUACAGUUUCCUAUGGCCUUAUGAAUAAUUUACUUCACUAGUAGCCACAACUUUAAUUGUCCAUUUAACUUUAAGAAAAAGAAAUAUUUUCGUGAUCAGUAUCGUAUGAGAGUAAGCAUUUUUACAUUGAAACUUGAAUCUUAAUCAGUAAAACAAACUAAAAGUAUUUGUCAAUACUCAUGAUCCAUUUUUAAGGUGGGUUCUUUUCUUAAAGUAAAUUAUCCAACUUUUUGAUAAUUAAUGUAUAAUUGCAUAGGAUAGAGAAAAUACAGACUAUCCUUUGAGGACAUUGUCUCUAGCCAACUGCUUCACAGCUCUGUAGUGUCAGUUUGGACACCUUUUGUAUUGGUAGUGCCCUUAAUGAGGAGAAAAAGAUAAAAUUUCAUUCUUGUUUUUAAACUAUUUUAGAAUACUGUCUAAUUAGCUCUCUGUUUUGGUAAUGUACCAAAAAGUGUAUAAAAUGCUUGAAAAAUACUGCAUAUCAGACAACUAUGAACUUGUUUAAAGAUUAAUUUCAAUUCUGUAAUUAAAAUGAUCAGAAAACAUGAACACUCAAAACAUCACUUGAAAAUGCAUGCUGUCAAGGUACUUAGGGAAAACUGCAGGUCAUAAACCAGAAUGCUAAUACGAUAUUUGCAGUGCAGCUAGAUUUAUUUCAAAUGGUCUUUGUUUCACAACAUUUCACCAUAAAAAUUUACUCUUGUAUUUUUGUGUUUUGGCCCUCUCAGUUCAGAUUUCAGCAGCAACCAAAACAAUAGGUGUAGUCUGAUUUAGGAAAGUUACUCGUCCCUCUGUGGUUAAGUGUUCCUUAAGUACCCCAUGGUGUCCUAAAGUGAAUCUGUACAUGUUAAUGCAGGGGAUGUCAUCCUGCAUGCUGCACAACGGUGACUACAUGGCCCCAGCUGGCAUCUUGCUGAUGACUUGUAUCACUGAAAUAGGGACCUUUCUAGGAGUUGGUAAAUAUGAAGGGGGAAUAUGGAGGGUGUUUAUGUGCCUCAGUGAAAGUAUAUGUCUAACUAUGAAGAAUCAGUUUUGAAGGAAAGUAUGUGAAGCCUUUUUUGCAGAAUGACAGCACAAACAGAAUUAAAACAAGUAGUCACAGCUCUGUAAUAACUGCGCUCUCAAGAUUUUGACUUAAAUUACUGAACAACUCUGCAACAUUCUUCACAAUUCUUAAUUUUCUGACUGGCUUACCCAUCCCUUUUUUGUAUUGAAAUUACACAUGCAAAAAUUCCUUAUAUUCUACAUUUCUAACCUUUAAAUAGCCACUGGCUUCUGAAGUGAUUUAAAAUGCAGUAAACAUUUUUACUGCAUGUCAGUUGUCCUAGGGGAAGGUGAAAUAACAGGCUAUAAGGGGCCCAAAGCAAUGUCACUGGAUAGCCCUGAGGAAAAGAUUAACUACAACUGUAAUGGAUAUUUUUUUCUAAUGACCACCCUUAUUGCUGUCUUCCUAAAUAUUUUUCUAUCUUAUGAACUGGUCAGAGCUUAGUGAAACUGCAGUUGAAACACAUGUAUUACUGACUGUCUUUAAUGUCACAUUUAAAUUCCUAAUGAAAACAGAGAAAAGUGUAAUGCAAGUUCAGGAGGCCUAGAUACACACAUAUCAUUACCCAUUUAAAAUAAAUCUUCCCCUCUAAUACUAAAGUCUUCUACCACUCUUCCUUCUGUGUUCUCUGCGUUAUAAAGACUUCACUUCCCAUAGCUGCAGCCUGUUCAGAGAUGGAGUUUGAUCCAUGCAGAUCAGAAGUGUAUCUAGGCAUAACAGAUUACUUUUUCAUUUGCUUGAAUAUUUUGGCCAAGUGUAAGUUACAAGCAGUUUUAAUUAAGCUUGUUGUGACUUCCGAUUGCACAGCUUUUGCUCUCUUUGAGGGAGGAGAGGUGCAGAGUGAGUAUGGCUUGACUGCAAAAUGUAUUUACAUUAGAGAGACUUCUAUGAAAGUUCUGAGGGGAAAGAAGAAAAUCUGUUAGAAAUUGGUCCAGGGGUCUAAAUCUUACACUCAAAGAAAAACAUGUCUCUUCCUGACUUGACUUACAGUAUAUUGGUUGAGUUAGAGAUGUCAUCUUUGCCUUACAGCUAUGAACAGAGGCCGGGCCAAAUAGUUCUUCCUUAGCAAUGUUAAUUAACUGAAACCAAUUUCAAAGGCAGGGAUACAUUAGCACUGAAAUCCAGAAAACACAAAUUGCUUCUCAAUCUUGGAAAUGUAUGUUUAUCAAGGUUGUAAUUUAACUUUCUGCAAAUAAAGCCAAACAGUGUUUGUCAUUUUAGUGUGAGAUUAACUGUAAAACUUCAGUUGUAAUGUUAAGAGAUUAUAGAACCUUAUAUUAUUAAUAAAAAGAAAAUGGGCCUAAACAAUUAUGUGGUUUUGUGCUGAAACUAAACAAAUAGAUUCUACUAACUUAUAUCUUUGGUUUAUUUUAAUUUGGCAGUGAGCUCUUACCUAAGGAAAAUUUAGGAAGGAAAACUAUUAGGAAGGCUUUGGUACUUGCAGAGAGAAGUGAGACUGAGUUUGUAAAUGU